Messenger RNA from Tauraco erythrolophus (red-crested turaco), 887 nucleotides. The record is from RefSeq and is a predicted model, not a curated record. NCBI's taxonomy places the organism in Eukaryota, Metazoa, Chordata, Aves, Musophagiformes, Musophagidae.
AGUGUUGUGCGUUGCCUUUGGCAUCCCAAGCUGAACCAGAUCAUGGUUGGUACAGGAAAUGGUUUGGCCAAAGUGUACUAUGAUCCUGUCAAAAGCCAGAGGGGAGCAAAAUUAUGCGUGGUCAAAACAAAACGAAAAGAGAGACAAGCAGAGACUCUUACACAGGAUUACAUUAUAACACCCCAUGCACUUCCGAUGUUCCGUGAACCACGACAGCGAAGCACCAGGAAACAGCUGGAGAAGGAUCGUCUGGACCCCAUGAAGUCUCACAAACCUGAGCCUCCAGUAGCAGGACCAGGUCGCGGUGGGCGUGUUGGAACUCAUGGAGGUACCUUGUCAUCAUAUAUAGUCAAGAAUAUUGCACUGGAUAAGACAGAUGAUAGCAACCCUCGAGAGGCUAUUUUACGUCACGCAAAGGAAGCAGAGGAGAAUCCGUACUGGGUUGCUCCAGCAUAUGCUAAAACGCAGCCAAAAACAGUUUUUGCAGAAGUGGAAACAGAAGAUGAUGAAACAGACAAGCCAGAGUGGAAAAAACGUAAAAUUUGAAAAAUUUGAUUUAAAUAAUAAUUCUAGAAUAUUUGAAACCAUGUGCAGCAUUUAUUUCUUUAUUUUGUGUAGUGAAUCAAAAUUUGAAAGCAAAAAUUACUUCAUAAAACUUGCAGUAGUGUAAAAAGAGAUGGUUGUAUUACACUGGAUUGUAAUCUCACAUCUGAACUUUGUAAUAAUUAAUUAUAUUGUGCGAAGAACUCCUCUCUGUAUCCGUUAUUUAGUGUCGUGAUUAAAGUGAAAAAUAUUUCUUUAUAAACAGAACUUUGGUGAAUUCAUUACAUCGCCAAAUGUUUUUUUUUAAUUAUUGCCCACUUGACAAAUGCUGUGUCAUGACAGUG